AUGAGCACCAAUAAUAACCCCACCCCAAGCGGGACCUCAGACAAGUCCAACAUCUUGCGGAAAUACAAGAUUGUCUUCUUGGGAGACCAGAGUGUCGGUAAAACUUCGUUGAUCACGAGAUUCAUGUACGACACCUUCGACGAGACAUACGCAGCCACUAUCGGCAUCGAUUUCUUGCUGAAGACGAUGUACUUGGACGAUAAUAGAACCAUCAGAUUACAGUUGUGGGAUACUGCCGGUCAGGAAAGAUUCAGAAGCUUGAUCCCUUCGUAUAUCAGAGACAGUCACGUUGCCGUGAUAUGUUACGACAUAACCAACAAGAAGAGCUUCAACAACUUGGACAAAUGGAUAAAGGACGUCAAGUUGGAAAGAGGAGAUGACGUUAUCAUAGUCUUGGUGGGAAACAAAUCGGAUUUAGCCAACGAUAAGAGACAAGUUACCUUGGAAGACGUUGAGGCAUUGCAUAGAAAAGUCGGGUCGAAGUUCUUCAUUGAGACCUCGACCAAAGCCAACCAUAACGUCAAGUUGUUAUUCAAGAAGAUUGCACAGAGCUUGCCAGAGUUCAACACGUCCGUAAAUGAUGAAUUGGCUAUGGAAAACCGCGCCAAUAAGCCGGAAACCAUUGAUAUCAGUAUCGAGAAUAACGCUGCCCCUAGUAAUAGUAGCUGUUGUUAG
Molecule: messenger RNA, 675 nt
Organism: Scheffersomyces stipitis CBS 6054
Lineage: Eukaryota; Fungi; Ascomycota; Pichiomycetes; Serinales; Debaryomycetaceae
Product: Rab family GTPase
Exons: 2
Coding region: 1-675 (224 amino acids)
Molecular function (GO): GTPase activity; GTP binding
Source: RefSeq, a predicted model, not a curated record